AUGUUUUCUCCUUCCGAACAUCCCGUUCCAGAAAUUGGCGGUCACAAAUCUGUCCGUUCUGUUCCGGAUGAAUACGCCGGACAACGACGAGCCGACAACUCUGCCGAGGUUUCCUCCCUCGCAGCUUUCUGGCCUAGAAAGCCUCCUCCGGCCCUGAGAGCGGAUGCUGAACACCCUAUGGUCCAGGCUUUAUCUGCUUCCACACGUCGCCUCUGUGCUAAUAAUCCUCCUGCACUUAACGCCGGUGGCUCGUCCCCUCCGUAUGCCUUCUCCGUCAGUACCACUGAUGAUUUAAAGACUUGGACUGAAGCUGCCUCCUACUGCAAACGGACGUACACGGACCUGGCCAACAUUGAAAACACUGAAGACAUGAACCAACUGAAGAACACAGUUUCAUCUUCCGGCCACAGCUCUGAGGUGUGGAUUGGUCUGUACAGUGCGGUCGCCUGGAGGUGGUCUGAUGGCUACAGAGGGACGGGGUCUGAAUACAGGAACUGGACAACUAUUAACAAUGAACCAAACUUUAGUUCAGGUGAUGAGUUCUGUGUGGUCACUUUUGCUGAUGGAAGCUGGACCGAUCAUUAUUGCUAUUAUAAACAUCCAUUUUUGUGUUACAGAGGAAUGAAUUGGUCCGGUGCUCAGAGGUUCUGCAGGGAGAACUACACAGACCUGGCCACUGUGAGGAACCACACUGAGAACCAGGAGAUCUACAGAGACUAUACAUGGAUUGGCCUAUUUAGAGAUCCCCAUUUGAAUUGGUCUGAUGGUACCAACUACAAAUUCAGCUACUGGGAUCCCGGUUCCAACCCACUGGGCUCAUUGUCACAUGUUUGUGCUGUUGCAGCUUUGCAGAGAUCAGGAAGAUGGAGGGCAGUGUCCUGUGAAAGGAGAUUACCGUUUGUCUGCUACAGCAUCCCACCUGCAGUGAAGAGGCAGGUAGUACGGCUGAGGAUGAAGCCGGAGGACUCCUCUCUGGAUCUCAAUGACCCCGCUGUGAAAGCAGACAUCCUGAAGAAGCUCCAGGACCGACUGGAGACGAAGGUAGCGGGAGUCACCCUGAAGUGGAGAGAGCAGCCUGACGGGAAAGUCUUCUACAAGGAAGAGAAACGUUAUCAGAAGAAACAAAGAAAGAAGACGGAGCUCUGA
Molecule: messenger RNA, 1146 nt
Organism: Sebastes umbrosus (honeycomb rockfish)
Lineage: Eukaryota; Metazoa; Chordata; Actinopteri; Perciformes; Sebastidae
Product: lymphocyte antigen 75-like
Exons: 5
Coding region: 1-1146 (381 amino acids)
Source: RefSeq, a predicted model, not a curated record